AUGCUCACACAGCGCACAGAGACCGACAAAGUUUACAUAGGCUCUAUAGACCAAGGAACUACUUCCACUCGAUUCCUUAUAUUCGAUAACGACGGUAAGCUUGUUACGUCUCACCAACUUGAGUUCGAUCAGCACUAUCCUCGGCCUGGUUGGAUCGAGCAUGACCCGACGGAUCUCGUCAAAUCGGUCAGAAAAUGCAUCAUAGAGGCUGUUCGCAAGUUUGAAAUGAUGGGCCAUGACGCUUCUCGCAUCAAGACGGUCGGCGUCACCAACCAGCGUGAAACAGUCCUGGUCUGGGAUAGGACUACCGGAAAGGCCCUCUACAAUGCCAUUGUUUGGUGUGACGCUCGCACAACAUCUACUGUGAAAAAAUUGCAAGCCAAAAAGGAUAGCGAUAAGGUCGCUACACUUUGUGGCCUUCCUAUCAGCACUUACUUUGCUGGAGUCAAGUUACAUUGGUUGAUCGAUAACGUACCUGAAGUACGGAAAGCCAUCAACGAAAAGAGAGCAAUGUUUGGAACAGUCGACAGCUGGCUGUUAUAUAACCUGACAGGUGGAAAGGACGGUGGAGUCCACUUGACUGACAUGAGUAAUGCCAGCCGAACCAUGUUUUUGAAUCUGAAGACGCUAGCCUGGGAUGACUGGCUUCUUGACUUUUUUGAUGUCCCAGACCACAUUCUACCCAAAGUGGUAUCGUCCUCUGAACACUAUGGAGAUAUCGCUUUCGGUCCAUUGAAAGGAGUCCCUAUACAUGGAUGUUUAGGAGAUCAGCAAGCAGCCAUGGUUGGACAGAAAUGCUUUUCACAGGGAGAUGCCAAGUGUACUUACGGUACCGGUGCUUUCUUGCUGUUUAACACCGGAGAAAGCCAUGUGAAUUCCAAAAAUGGUCUUCUCUCGACGGUUUGCUAUCAGCUUGGCCCGGAUGCACCCGUCACCUACGCCUUGGAAGGUUCAAUUUCUGUGGCGGGAUCAGCGGUCAAGUGGCUUCAAAAUAACUUGGGAAUCAUCCGCUCAGCUGAAGAACUGGGUAAGCUGGCCUCUCAGGUGAAGGACACAGGUGGUGUUUACUUUGUCACCGCCUUAUCGGGACUAUUUGCCCCCUACUGGCGAGACGACGCUAGAGGAACCAUUGUAGGCUUAACCAAUUAUACCAACAAACGACACAUCGCAAGGGCCACUCUUGAAGCUGUUUGUUUCUCUACAAAUGCGAUUAUUGAUGCUAUGAAAGCCGAUGCGCUCGUUCCACUCAAGAUUUUAAAGGUCGAUGGCGGCAUGUCCAAUUCCGACACCGGUAUGCAAAUUCAAUCCGAUAUCAUUGGCAUCGACGUUGAGCGGCCCGCCAUGCGAGAAACCACAGCUCUGGGAGCUGCCUUCGCUGCUGGCUUGGCCGCUGGUAUCUGGAAGUCGACUGAGGAAUUGUGCAACUUAACUGUGAACUCCCACGACACCUUUGUGCCUAAAAUUGAUGACAAGAUGCGCAAGAAGAAGUAUAAGGAAUGGGAAGCGGCUAUUGAGCGAAGCUAUGGUUGGACUGAAGUCGUUGGCACUGAACAAGACGAAGAGUAA
Molecule: messenger RNA, 1566 nt
Organism: Umbelopsis ramanniana AG
Lineage: Eukaryota; Fungi; Mucoromycota; Umbelopsidomycetes; Umbelopsidales; Umbelopsidaceae
Exons: 2
Coding region: 1-1566 (521 amino acids)
Biological process (GO): glycerol metabolic process; triglyceride metabolic process; glycerol-3-phosphate biosynthetic process
Cellular component (GO): mitochondrion
Molecular function (GO): glycerol kinase activity
Source: RefSeq, a predicted model, not a curated record